Leptomonas pyrrhocoris is the source of this 2350-nucleotide messenger RNA. RefSeq names its product putative mitochondrial MP99, putative,mitochondrial. The record is from RefSeq and is a predicted model, not a curated record. The transcript has a single exon. Bases 269 to 2350 code for a protein of 693 amino acids. NCBI's taxonomy places the organism in Eukaryota, Euglenozoa, Kinetoplastea, Trypanosomatida, Trypanosomatidae.
AGUCUGUGCGUGCGUGUCUAUCUGUGUGUGUGUGUGUGUGUGUGUUUGUGAGAGGUUUUCCUUCACGCCCGCUGACGGAGUGUCGCUGUGCGUGUAGCUGCGUUUACGCGAGCGACGGGUAGUUUUAGAUUACACCUCUUCUUCUUCUUUUUCCUCCCCGUUUGCGGUACCUCUUCCCUUCAUGGAUAUCCGCCACGCUAUCCUUUCCUUACUAUUUCUUUUCCACUAGCGUAUCAAAAAUAUAUACGUACAGCUCUGAGCAAACUCCAUGUACUCCAUCAGUCGGUUCUUGCUGUACGUGGGCGGUGCGUCUACCACCAGCACCGGCGGCGGCGCACAGUCAGACUACCACAGCUCCUCCUCCUUAUCGGAGGCCUUUCACGCGCCCCACCAACGCGCCAGCUGGACCUUCGACCACGUGGUGGUCGACGUCCCCUCGCUCGUCAACUCCGUGGCGUACCUCACCCGCGACUUCAUCGGCCACGAGCGUGAUCGCGAAACGGUGAAGAUCGUCCAGCGGCAGCUGCAAAACGUGCUGCUGCGCCGCCUCUCCCCGCGGAAGAGCCUCGCGUUGCUCUUCGACGGCAGUCCGCCGCUCUGGCAGAUAGAGCGCACCCGCCUCUUCCCUGGUCGGCACUACGACUCCAAGCUCUACCGCAGCUGCGCCUCGCCGAUGCCGUACCUGCUGGAGGAAACGCUCCGACGCACCGCCAUGGAGCCGCGCACCCCGUCGCCGCCGCCGCACGAGGUGCUGAUCAGCGGACCAGCCACGCCGGGCCUGGCAGAAGGGAAGAUAUCCGCCUACCUGUUGGACCUCGCGACCCGCGUCACGCAGCCGCCGUCGUCGCCGCCCAACUUGUGCCCGGCGGUGCGAGCGAGCGAUUCGAUCUGCGUCGUCGGGGCACCGGAGCUGGCCUGGAUGCAGCUCGGGGUGACGCCGUUUCAAAACAUCACCGCCGUGUCGCUGAAGCAGGGCGAGCUGACGUGCUGCUCGUUGACGGAUGCGAUGGCGUGGCUGCGACUGAGUCACCUGCUGCCUCCCUCCACGGCUGACUCUCCUCGAGCAACCACACCAACCGCAGCGGGGGGAGAGGAGGAAGGAGAUGAAAGCAAGAUCAGCAACGACGGCGCGUCGAGCGAGGCGGUGACCGGCAUGCGGCGCCGCCUCGCCGCGGUCCGCACGGAUGUGACAUUUUUGUACCUCCUGACGAACGGCCACAACACGACGGGGCUGCCGCAGGUCCUGGCGACGCCCUUCACGGACGUGCUGGACGCCUACGUUGAGCUGGAGAACGCCUUCCACGCCGACGGCGUCACAAGCGCUGGCGCGAAGGAUGACGAGGCGACGACGGCGCCAUCGUUUCGCAGCUUCCUCUUCGAUGAGGAGCCGUUAGCGUUGCAGCAGCUGGAUCGCCCAGCACUGCGACUGCGCACCGCCGCCCUGCUAAAGCUGCUCGUGCGUGUGUACCGCAACGCGAUCGGUCAGGCCGCCUCCGUCCCCUCCAGCUCCAAGCCGACGCCGCACGCCGCCACGCUGCUCACAUGGACGCUGCAGACACACGGUUUGUGGUGCUCGGGUGGGGUGCCGUCAGCUGGGUGGUCGCCGACGCCCGAUAUCAGCAGCAGCAGCAGCACCUCCGCGAGUAGUAACGCCUCUGCGCUGCUGGACAAGUAUUCGAAGCUCUCCGUAGAGCAACUGAUUCAGCAUUGCAGCUACCUCACCACCACCGCUGCUGCUGCUGCUGCCGUCAACGCUCACGACGGGUCGUCGGCAUUAACACCUUCGUUGUACCUGUGUCCGCCACGCUCGCGCAGCUUCGGUCUGACGGGAGCCGAGGCGCUGGUCAUGACGGCGACGCAAGCCGAACACAUUCAUCAGUUGCUACCCCUCUACGUGCGUGGCCAUCGUCUGCCCGACAGCGUCGCCGAGGACAUCGUGAGCACGCGUAACGUGCACGAGGCACUGCGCAAGACGCAGCAGGCCCUGGGCGGGGUGGUGGCCGCCGCGGCGAAGGAGCUGGCGAUGAUGACAGCAGCCGAAGACGACACAAACAACGCCGACACGGAUGCGAAUUCUACUUCUCCUCCGCCUGCUGAUGCUGCCGCUGCUGUUUCUGCGACGGCGUCCGCGGCGGAGAUGACCGGCCCACACCCGGCCCUCACGCACCUGCCGUCCCAUCUGUUUGUCCGCACGGUGGGCAGUCAACGCGGGCUCCCGCGGGGCUGGGCCUACUACGGCGUGCACCUCGGUGCCCGGGCAGAGGCGCUGAGCGUGCGCUACAGCUGCGACGCGGCCACUGCGACGAAGACCGCCCCUCGAGUGAUGAACGGCAGCGCAGGGACGGAGUGA